Molecule: messenger RNA, 225 nt
Organism: Linum trigynum
Lineage: Eukaryota; Viridiplantae; Streptophyta; Magnoliopsida; Malpighiales; Linaceae
Source: the annotation of a GenBank genome assembly
AUGCACCAGGAAGGAUCGACGCCGACUGGUGAACUGCUUGUGGUGACGAUGUAUGCAGAGGGCGAGGUAGGCGGUUGCGCUUCCGUCCUGCUUCCGUCGCCAAGCGGCUACUGUUCGCUGCUUCUGUUUUGCGCUGGCGAGGUCGUGCACAGGAAGGGAGGAAGGUUGGUCGUGCGUUCUUGGUCGCCGCUGUUGGUUGAACGCGUUAGAGGAAAGGGAAGCUGA